Zerene cesonia (dogface butterfly) is the source of this 1581-nucleotide messenger RNA. It is a transcript of the gene MESK2, whose product is annotated as protein NDRG3. The record is from RefSeq and is a predicted model, not a curated record. Gene Ontology annotation, cellular component: cytoplasm. Gene Ontology annotation, biological process: signal transduction. Bases 415 to 1392 code for a protein of 325 amino acids. The transcript has a single exon. NCBI's taxonomy places the organism in Eukaryota, Metazoa, Arthropoda, Insecta, Lepidoptera, Pieridae.
AUGACGAAUGGGACCGAGUAGUGCCGAAUCAACUGCUGGUUGGGGCUUACGCUUGCCCGGUGAACACUUUAUUGACUAUUUUCUUGCGUUAUUCUUAUAAUAAAACAUCGAAAUUGAAAUAUGGCAUAUACGUAUUAAACAGUUAAGUAAAAGUGAACGACAAGUGACAGUGUCUUGGUUAUUGUAUUGGAGUUACCGUACGUGCAAUUAUAUAAAUAUAAAUUUCGUUACUAAGACAUGAAACCUGGAAGAUUCUUCUCGCCAGCUGCACCUGAUGUAUUACGUUAAUUGGUGCUAAUUAUAUUUGCGACUAAAAUAAAGGUAGGAUCGUAACGUCAUUGUUACACAACCAUCCAAUUGUAUACAAAGGAAGUCGGCAGUUUGCGCUCUAUAAGGAAGUAUCUAGCCAGGAUAAUGCCGACCACAGUACACGAGAACAUCGCGCUCCUUAACAUGAUGUCUUCAGACAAUUUAGAUGACGAUUUAAAAAGUGUUCAGCUUCAUUACCCAUCUGAUCGACGCUUGCAAAGCGACGGCGCAUGCGUGGAGGAGAGGGUCAGAACCUCACGUGGAGACAUCCUGGUGGCAGUCCGGGGGGACCGUAAAAAGCGCGCCAUAAUCACCUACCAUGACCUCGGACUAAAUUAUGCAGCGAAUUUUCAAGCGUUUUUCAAUUUUGUUGAUAUGAGAGCUAUUUUGGACAAAUUUUGCAUCUAUCACGUUAAUGCCCCUGGCCAAGAAGAGGGUGCCCCGACCCUACCCGAAGAUUUCGUUUAUCCUAGUGUGGAUGAACUGUCUUCCCAGAUUGACUUUGUUCUCGGCCACUUUGGAAUAAGGUCGUUUAUUGGAUUCGGAGUCGGUGCAGGAGCCAAUGUACUAUCUCGUUACGCGCUCGCUAAUCCACAAAAAGUUGAUGCGCUAAUUUUGAUCAACUGCACUUCCACACAGGCCGGGUGGACCGAAUGGCUCUACCAAAAAAUUAACACCAGGCAGCUGCGUUCCAGUGGAAUGACUCAAGGAGCCCUAGACUAUCUCAUGUGGCAUCAUUUUGGUCGAAGCACUGAUAAUCGUAACCAUGAUUUAGUGCAUGUCUACAAAGAAUGUUUCUCGCACGUGAACCCAGUGAAUUUAUCUAUGUUUAUUGAUUCAUACUUGCGCCGUACGGAUCUGGGAAUCUCGCGCGACAGCAACUCCAUUAAGGUGCCCGUCUUGAACGUGACCGGGGCACUAUCUCCUCACGUGGAAGACACAGUGACGUUCAACGGUCGUUUGGAACCAUCCAAGACGUCUUGGCUUUGUAUCUCCGAUUGUGGAAUGGUUUUGGAGGAACAGCCUAACAAAAUAUCGGAGGCAUUCCGAUUGUUCCUUCAAGGGGAAGGUUACUGCAGGUAGUCAUGUUGCGUAGGAAUUCCAAUAUAAAUAUGCAACGCUGCUACAUUUAACCUAGAAAUGCACAUGAUGCUUAUCCCCACGCGAGCUUCUACAACACAUUUGUUGUGAGCGCAUUGGAAACGUAGGAAACAAAAUUGUUAUGCCUUGUUUUAGAUAUAAUUACGAAAUAUAUUUAUUUUACGGCUUAAA